AUGCCGACAAGAAGCUGUAUUUGGCUGACCAUCGUCGUUGUCAUUCCCACUGUCCUAGCGUGGUACCUCUCUGAAACGGUGGUGAAUCUGGGGAACGUGGCCUGCGGAUUCGCUGCCAAGACCGUCUGUAGCGGUGUGUUCGUGUCCGAACGUAACCCCGAGUCGGUAUUUCAACAAGACCUUCCUGGCCUGGUCAAGCGACUCGUCCAGUACAAGGUGGACUAUGAUGGACAGUACGUGAACACGUCCAUAUGGCCAAACGUGUUCAGCUCAUCAGCAGUGUACCACGGGCCCUACACCGGCUGCAGUGUCAUCGCUAACAGGCAGUUGUAUGAAUCGACGCACCGAGCACAGUAUGAUUUGCUCGAUGGUGUGCAAAGCGGAGCUGCGCCUCACGUUACACUGGAAAGCGAGGAUAUUGUACAAUACAAUGCAACCAUUCAGGAUAUUGUGAGUGCUGAGUUCACACGAGAAUCUUAUGAAAGGGCACACACACGCGCCAUUGCAGUGCUGUACGAUGGCAAGCUCGUUGCCGAGGGCUAUGCGUCCUCCGAGCAUUUGCCUGGCAUUGGUGCUCAGACACCAUUGCUGGGAUGGUCCAUGACGAAAACUCUAACGGCAAUUCUCGUCGGCAUGCGCGUACGCCAGGGUCACAUGACGUUGGAUCAGGUUGUGUACGGCAAUGCGACACUGCGUGAGGUCAUUCAAAUGACCAACGUCCUGGCCAGCAUACGGGAGGAUUAUAGUGACACGGCAACCAUACCCACUCUGCUCUUUACCCAGCCUAGCAUUGUGGAAUUCAUUCACAGCUAUGUGGCUGCAGAGAUGGCCAAGCCAGACCAUGCAACACCGCAGAGUGGCGCUGAUGCUUGGUAUUACAGCUCAGCGCUGACUAACAUUCUCUCGCACGCCUUACGUCGUUCCUUUGCCACCGACAUCGAGUACUGGCGCUUUCCUAAAGAGGCUCUUUUCGGCAUCGUCGGCGCUAAUUCGGUCGUCAUGGAGACUGAUCAGAGUGGCCUGUUUGUGGGUUCUUCGUUCAGCUACGCGACGGCACGUGAUUGGGCCAGGCUUGGCCAUCUGCUGGUUCAGAGGGGCCAGUGGAAUGGGAAGCAGCUGCUGGACGAGUCGUAUGUGAACUUGAUGUGGCAGCGUGCACCGGGCAGUGCGGGUGUCUACGGCGGACAUGUGUGGUGUGUUCCCACCUCACCGCUGGACAGCCAUGCAUCGCUGUACGUCAGAAGCAAACGUGUGUUGUUAGACCGGGUGCUUCAGGCAACACCGCCGAGCGAUACGUGCCUGAUGAUUGGUCACCAUGGCCAGUAUGUAAUCAUGAUACCCAGUAGGCACCUGGUGUUGGUCAGACUGGGCUUGACAGAAGGCAUGGUACCACCAAAAGACCCCGCACGGUGGGACGACUGGCAUCCGACGUGGGACAUUUCCCGUUUUCUCCAGUCCGUCUUGGACGCCAUCUGA
Messenger RNA from Sycon ciliatum, 1476 nucleotides. RefSeq lists its product as uncharacterized. The transcript has a single exon. NCBI's taxonomy places the organism in Eukaryota, Metazoa, Porifera, Calcarea, Leucosolenida, Sycettidae. The coding region runs from base 1 to 1476 and encodes 491 amino acids. The record is from RefSeq and is a predicted model, not a curated record.